Messenger RNA from Erpetoichthys calabaricus (reedfish), 7003 nucleotides. It is a transcript of the gene nlgn3a, whose product is annotated as neuroligin 3a. The coding region runs from base 206 to 2779 and encodes 857 amino acids. The transcript is spliced from 7 exons. Gene Ontology annotation, biological process: neuron cell-cell adhesion; modulation of chemical synaptic transmission; synaptic vesicle endocytosis. The record is from RefSeq and is a predicted model, not a curated record. Gene Ontology annotation, molecular function: signaling receptor activity; neurexin family protein binding. NCBI's taxonomy places the organism in Eukaryota, Metazoa, Chordata, Cladistia, Polypteriformes, Polypteridae. Gene Ontology annotation, cellular component: cell surface; postsynaptic specialization membrane; synapse.
ACAGAUGAUAUCCAAAUUGACUCUGAAUGAAGACCAGGAUUCAUAAAUUGUGGACCCUUCAUUCCUUUAGUCGGAAAUUCUUACAUUUUUGUUUUAUCCACCAGACGUUAUCUCCAAUGCUAUAAAACGAAAUAUCAGUUAUCUAGAAGCAAGGGCAGUGUAGCUGGAUUUGCCAUUUAUGCAGGAGUGAACUUUGACUUACAUAAUGUGGCUUUUAACUAGAAGAACCAGUCCACUUUCACAUGUUCUGGAAUGUCAUGGUGUGGACCCGCUCUCAUUCUGGAAUGUUGGGCUGUGGAUAUUGAGUUGUUUUUUCUUCAUUUUGGUAGUAGAUGGCCAAAGUUACUAUCCAACUGUUAAUACUCACUACGGAAAACUUAGAGGGGUAAGAGUUCCCUUGCCUAGUGAAAUUUUGGGACCUGUGGAUCAGUUUCUGGGAGUACCUUAUGCCGCACCUCCGACUGGAGAAAAACGCUUCAUGCCCCCAGAGCCACCAUCUUCAUGGUCUGGAAUAAGAAAUGCUACUCAUUUUGCACCUGUUUGUCCACAGAAUAUUCAUAAUGCCGUGCCAGAUAUUAUGAUGCCAAUUUGGUUCACCUUUAACCUGGAUAUAGUUGCAACAUACAUACAAGAUCAAAAUGAGGACUGUUUAUAUUUAAACAUCUAUGUUCCAACUGAGGAUGUAAAACGAAUAUCCAAGGAAUGUGCCAGAAAACCCAACAAGAAAAUAUGUAGAAAAGGAGGAGUCCACGUUAAGAAACAAGGAGACGAUUUAUCUGAUAAUGAUGGUGAUGAAGAUGAAGACAUCCGAGACACUGGUGCCAAACCUGUGAUGGUCUAUAUCCAUGGAGGAUCCUACAUGGAGGGAACUGGAAAUAUGAUUGAUGGAAGUGUUCUGGCCAGUUAUGGAAAUGUCAUAGUCAUUACCCUAAACUACAGGGUUGGAGUACUAGGGUUUCUAAGCACAGGUGACCAAGCUGCUAAAGGAAAUUAUGGGCUGUUAGACCAGAUCCAGGCUUUACGAUGGAUAAGCGAGAAUAUUGGCUUUUUUGGCGGAGAUCCUCAUCGGAUUACUGUCUUCGGUUCAGGAAUCGGCGCAUCGUGUGUAAGUCUGCUUACACUGUCUCAUCAUUCUGAAGGACUCUUUCAGAGAGCUAUCAUUCAAAGCGGUUCAGCCUUGUCAAGUUGGGCCGUCAACUACCAGCCAGUGAAAUACACCCGACUUCUUGCUGAAAAGGUGGGAUGCAAUGUUCUCGAUACGCUGGAUAUGGUUGGAUGUCUUAGGAAAAAAAGUUACAAGGAACUAGUAGAACAAGAUAUUCAGCCUGCUCGAUACCACGUUGCAUUUGGGCCUGUCAUUGAUGGAGAUGUAAUCCCAGAUGAUCCAGAAAUCCUGAUGGAACAGGGGGAAUUUCUCAAUUAUGAUAUUAUGCUUGGCGUCAACCAAGGGGAGGGCUUGAGGUUUGUGGAAAACGUGGUGGACUCUGAAGAUGGUGUCUCUGGAAAUGACUUUGACUUUUCUGUAUCAGAUUUUGUGGAUAGUCUCUAUGGCUACCCAGAGGGAAAAGACACUUUGAGAGAAACUAUUAAAUUUAUGUAUACAGAUUGGGCUGAUCGUGAAAACCCAGAGACCCGGAGAAAAACCCUUGUGGCGCUUUUCACCGAUCAUCAGUGGGUGGAGCCAGCAGUGGUCACAGCUGACCUGCAUGCACGUUAUGGAUCACCAACUUAUUUCUACGCUUUUUACCAUCACUGUCAAAGUCUUAUGAAGCCAGCCUGGUCUGAUGCGGCACAUGGAGAUGAAGUACCCUAUGUUUUUGGGAUCCCAAUGAUUGGACCUACAGACCUCUUUCCUUGUAACUUCUCCAAAAACGAUGUUAUGCUGAGCGCAGUUGUCAUGACCUACUGGACCAACUUUGCUAAAACAGGAGACCCCAAUAAACCAGUUCCUCAGGAUACCAAAUUCAUUCACACCAAGGCUAAUCGUUUUGAAGAAGUUGCCUGGUCCAAGUACAACCCCAGAGAUCAACUGUAUCUUCAUAUUGGACUUAAACCGCGAGUAAGGGAUCAUUACAGAGCAACAAAGGUUGCCUUCUGGAAGCAUUUGGUCCCUCAUCUUUACAAUCUUCAUGACAUGUUCCAGUACACCUCGACCACAACUAAAGUUCCACCUCCUGACACCACACAGAACUCUUUUGUUACCAAACGACCAAAUGGAAAAGUCUGGCCCUUUAACACUAGACGUCCGCCAAUGUCAACGGUCUACACAAAUGAGAAUUCCAAGGAGAAGUGGAACCCAGGAGAUGAAGAAACUGGACCUCUGGUUAUUGAAAAUCCCCGGGACUACUCUACCGAACUGAGUGUGACCAUUGCAGUUGGAGCCUCUUUGCUUUUCCUCAACGUUCUUGCGUUUGCCGCGUUGUAUUAUCGGAAGGAUAAACGUCGGCAGGACUCUCACAGGCAGCCCAGUCCGCAGCGCAAUGCAACCAACGAUAUCGCACACGCUCCAGAGGAAGAAAUCAUGUCUCUACAGAUGAAUCAGAGUCACCACGAGUGUGAGGCUGUCCAGUCCCACGAUCCCCUGAGGCUGACCUCCCUUCCAGACUACACUCUCACCCUGAGGCGCUCUCCUGAUGACAUUCCUCUUAUGACACCCAAUACAAUCACAAUGAUUCCCAAUUCACUGGUUGGAAUGCAAAACCUUCACCCCUAUAAUACUUUUACUGCUGGGUUUAAUAGUACUGGGCUGCCUCACUCACAUUCCACCACCAGAGUAUAGCUUUAAAGUAAAUGAAAUCAUUACAAGGGACAUCAUUUAAAAAUGUUAAAUGGUUACGAGUGGUGGGACACAGAUAAUGACUUUUUUAAAGAUUACAAAAAUAUAUUAAAAACUCAAUACAGACAACAGCUCAUUUGAUACCUACAAAGACCGGGGCUAUUUCUGCUUUUACAGUGUGAAGACUGCCAAAAGAGUACACCUCCACGUACAGGCCACGGGGAAGCUACUGACAGGAUUUUUUCUAAUAAAGUCUUUUGAGCAGAUGAGAAAAGAGGACAAAAUGUUUCAAAAGUGCUUUUUUAUUUCCCAUUUCUGUUUAUUGGGAAAUUAAUUUAAAAACAAUGGCCUCUACUGAGACAUUUACUUUUUUUUACAAUGCCUUACAAAUACAUCUUUUUUUUUUCAUUUCUUUUUGCUUUGCAUUGUUAUUCUUUCCAACCUCUACUAUUUCUGUGUGGAUAAAAAAAAAAAAAAAGCUGUACAUUGAAAUGAACUCUUUCUUUUCUUUUUCUUUUUGAAAGAGGAACCACAUAGAAGAAAAAAGUAUGAGAAAACCUUUUACCUGUUGCAUAUCUUUUACAAAAAAGUUUUUUGACUUUAAAAUUAAAAUGCUUUGUGUCUUCAGAAAUAGACUCUGUAACGUAAAAUACCAGAGACAAAUGUACAACUUUACUGUGAUUGUUUUGUUAAAGCAAAGUGCAUCUUUUGCUACAGAUGAUCUAUCUAUCUAUCUAUCUAUCUAUCUAUCUAUCUAUCUAUCUAUCUAUCUAUCUAUCUAUCUAUCUAUCUAUCUAUCUACCUGUCCGUCCGUCCGUCCGUCUGUCUGUCUGUCUGUCUUUAACACACGUAUGCACAAACACUUUUUUGAGUGAUUGUGUUUGUGUGUAUCAUUUCUUUGGUUUGUAGAACAUUUGUGUGUAAAAAGGCCUAUUAUUAACAACUAUGUUAAUUUUAUUCAACACAUAUGGUAUUUCAGCUAAGUGAAUGGUUGUCUGUUGUUGCGGAAUAGCACCUUUGUUACUUUAAAGUUAUUUACAUUUAAUUUUUUUUUAAAAGAAUCAGUUAUUUUAAAUGUAUGUAAAGCUAGCUGAUGACAAAAUGACAAACUAACUGACUGAAUUUCAUCACAUUUUGUAAAAAAGAAAGUUUCUCAUAAAAAAAAACAAAAAAAAACAUAAAUGCAAAAUAUUCAAGAUAAAGAUUGACCAGUCAUUGUAGGCAUAAAUAUACAUCACUUAUGAUGAUAAUGUUGAUAAAUACAUGUAGGCACACGCACACAUUGACAUUCACAUUAUAUAUAUAUAUAUAUAUAUAUAUAUAUAUAUAUAUAUAUAUAAAUAUAUGUAUACGUAUAUACACAUAUAUAGUUUAUAUAGAAAUGCGUGCGUGUGUGUGUAUGUGUGUGUGUGUGUGCGCGCACAUGGGUGUGUUUGUAUUGGGAUAAAUGGCUUUUUGCUUAUUGUACCAUGUGCCAAAAUUAGAACCAGCAAACUUGACAAGAUGAAACAGAAAUAUUUUUUUUAGUGUAAAUUUGUUCUGUAUUUUGAUAAGCAUUUACUUGUGUUUUAUUUCAGGUAAUAUCAGUUUCUAGUUUGAUGUCAAUCAUGAGGGGUUGAUUCUCAAUGCAAAAGACUUUGUGGGGCAUUCCUGUCUAAUUACUUUUGCUGUAAGCACAGGUCAACAGGCUAAAACUUCUGUCCGUAUAUUGGUGAAAAGGAAAAGAUCUUGUAACAAAAAAAAAAACAUAAAGGCUGACACAAUACAACGUGAUGCAGCCGCUCACAUCUAUAUAGUGCAACUGCUAAUUGCCUUCCAAAUACUGGUAUUAUCAGCAUCCUGCAAGUCAGACGUAGAUGUAACAUUAACUCCGUUAGCUGCAAAUUCCAAGGCUGUUCUAGACGUGGGAACACGGAGGUUUUAUAAGAAUAAUUUAACAGUGAGAUGGGAAACGUUUCAUAUCACCAAUAUUCCUUCCACUUGUAAUGUACAUUUUUGUUUCUUUCUUUUGUUUAAAUUCAUUUUUAUUUUUAAAAGGGAUUUGAUUCCAUCAUUUCAGUUAAUGCAAAGAAAUGAAAAAAGUCUUAUAUUUAAGCAAGUACAAAAGUUGUAAAUGUUCUUGCAACAUAAGAAAAGAAGAUGCGCUGUACACACUCUGUAACAUGGCUUCCCACGACAAAAUCAUUUUCUGUUGUUGCGUUUAGGAAGGCUUGUGAAUGUGACACUCAUGGAUGUAGUAAAGCUAUUGAGUUUCUAAUUAAGUAAACCUUUUAGAGUUUAUCUUGUGAAGAGCAGGAAGUAAAAGAGACAUCCUGCCCCUUGUUUUCCUAAUCUCAUAAUAAUAUACUUGCUGCAGGAAAACUGCUAAAAUUCUAUUAUCUCUCUUUAUAAAACACUCUCACGAAGAAAAGUUACAAUCAGAUAACGAUAAUGGGUUUAGAAAAGGGUAAAAACAGCCUAAAAUUGGUUCCCCCGAUGCAUCUUGUGGCAUUACAGUUUUGGGAGUGUGUUGUACCAGCAUGAGUUGCUCGGCAGUGUCCAACUCCGCUCCACAUACAGAGGGUCAGUUCAGAACAGCAGGAGAGAAUGUGAAAAUUCCACACACACACAGGGGCUAGGACACUAUUUGAACCCAGCGUGCUGCAGCCAUGAACUAUGCUGCCUAAACCUCAAUUCACUUUACAUUUCUCUUUUUAGCCUUCACAAUCCCUUGCAACGUUUAUUGGUGCAUUGUGUUCAGUUUCCUAGGAGGUGUUCCCCUAUAAUGAAAAGAGUCAGCUCACAUACUAGAUACAGUAUUUGGCCAGGCUAAAAGUAGGAUAAUGAUCAUCUGAAUUAGGUGAGGAGUAAUCAUUCUUCAGUGGCAUUCUUAGAUUAAGUGAUAAAACACAAAUAGAAUUCAUCAAAGACACACUGUAAAGUUCCCAAAUACACCUGAAGAACUCUUGAAGUACGUUGCGUUUACUACCAUUUUCAAGGGAGAUAUGUAAUGGAAUAGCAUUCUGUGAAUAGCUAAGCAUACUUCACUAUGGAAAUUUCACCCAGUCCAUUUCUUUUUUUUUAUCAAACCCUCUUAAUCCUUGUUGGGAUGGUGAAGGCGGGAGCCUAUCCUGGCCUCAUUAGAAGCAAUCUAGGAACCAGCUACCUAAAUAAACUAUGGAUUCUUUGUGUUUUUUUUAUUAUUAUUAAAAAAGGCCUGUGCCAAAUUAAUGUGUUGCCAACACCCUGGUGUACAUGCAGAUUGAAAGUUUUUUCUUAGACUAAGCUGUACAAAUACAGUACAAUCCACCUUAACCUUUCCACAAGCUAAAUGGAAAGAAGAUGUGGGGAAAAUGAGAAGCAAUAUGUGAGCAGGAAAGGAAAUGACGUGUGCUUGAGUGUGUCUAACAAAAAUGCAAUAGCUAGAAGCAUUAUUCGUUUUUGCACUUGUAUAUGGAGACGUGUAACUGCAUAAGACACUACAGGUAGAAAUAACAAUUGAUGAUUUUUCCCCCCUAUUGCUCUCAUUACUUUUACAGCCAACGUUGGCAAUGUAGCUAUAUUUAUACAUCCAAAAACAGAUAAAUACACUAUUACUGUUAUUAUUUGCUUAUUAAUGAUAUCAGAAUGGCUAGAAUAUAUGUUCCCUUACAGAUAAUGUAUCUUUAGUUAUUUUUUGAUAAAUAAAGGAAAAUAUAUCUAUUCAGAUAUUCUUUGGUUAUUCCUAACUGAAAUAAGUGGAUACUUAUUGGUUUGGGAAAUUCCAAAAAAUAUAUAAAGAAGAUAAAAAUGUCAUCAUUUCAGAAGUCUUAGCUUGUUUUGUUUUUUUUUUUUUAAUUUCUUUCUGUGACUACAAUAAAAAAAAUGACAAAAAUGUUUCCAGUGCUUAAAUAUCAUAUAUAAAUAAAAUCAAAUUUUCACUAUAACAAAGGUUUGGUAUAUUUUUCAGGUUUGUAAUUGAAAUAAGCAACAGUACUGGAGCUGUGCAACUCACCUACGUUAAAUAUUUUGAAACAUUUGUAACUGAAAAUAAAAAAUACCUAAAUGAAAAAGAGUGUGUGUAUUCCUCCAAGGACGCUGGUUUGGGAGCGUGUCCACUCACCUGAGCUCUCUUCAUCAUCAAUGCUAUGGUGUUAAAGGGUCCUGAAGCCCCUAACCUAACAGUGUUCAACAGUAUUUCUAGAAUGUAUUCAUACACAAGCUGAACAAAUUAUUAUAUCUAAAAUAAAAAGUUUUAUUCAAUUACAA